Aspergillus clavatus NRRL 1 is the source of this 1089-nucleotide messenger RNA. RefSeq lists its product as uncharacterized. The record is from RefSeq and is a predicted model, not a curated record. The transcript has 4 exons. Lineage: Eukaryota; Fungi; Ascomycota; Eurotiomycetes; Eurotiales; Aspergillaceae. The coding region runs from base 1 to 1089 and encodes 362 amino acids.
AUGGUCAUCGAUGACAGUCACCAGAAGACUGCCUUGGGGGUGAUUGUGGCCUUCCCUGUGUUGGGAGGCAUUGCCGUGAUUCUGCGAUACUGGAGUCGCUUCCUGUCCAAAACCUCGUUUGCGGCAGACGUCAAGGCCAACUAUGUCGGGAUUCACAUCUGGGAAGUCCCCCAGGAUCGCGAUAUCAAGUCCGGCAUGAUCUGGAGCUUUGCCAACCAGCUCGUCUACAACCCCUGCCUGACCAUGAUCAAAAUCUCCAUCCUGCUGUUCCUCCGUCGCCUCGAAUCCAGGUCCACCGUCGUCAACCUCCUCAUCUGGUCCUCCAUCGUCGUCACCGUUCUGUUGUUCGUCAUCGUCCUUUUCAUUGAUAUCUUUCAAUGCACGCCCGUCGCGUACCUCUUCGAUCCCACCAUCGAGGGGGGCUCCUGCAUCCACCAGGCCGCCUUUUACGUUUCCACCGCCGCGACCAACCUCUUCACCGACCUGCUGGUGCUCGUGAUCCCCAUCCUCAUCACCUGGUCGCUGCAGAUGCCGGUGCGACGGAAGGUCGCCGUCUGCAUCAUCCUCAGCUUUGGCGGCGUGGCCACCGCCAUCGGCGUCUGGCGCAUCAUCAGUCUGGCGCAGUUCUUCUCCGUAGCGCCCAACCCGGACCCGACCUACAACAUCAACUUCUGCAGCUCCGCCAUCGAGGUCAAUGUCGCCGUCAUGGCCGCCUGCGCCCCGUCCACCAAGGUCCUCCUCGCCAGGUACCUGCCGCGGCUCCUGGGGACGUCCAAGGGCGUCUCGGGGUCCCGCUACGGCGCCAGUGGCAGCUGGAAUCCGAGCCACCGGCUCCGAUCCGACGCCGGGUAUUCGCGGACCAAGUCCCACCGGGAGGCCGAGGAUGAUAUCGAACUGGCGGAUCCGGUCCAGGUCAAGACGCGUGUGGUGGCGGCGGAACGGGAUCUGCAGACCGUUCCGCGACGGGGAGACCGUCUGAGUUGGAGCAGUGAAGAUGGUCUGGCGGGGAUCGUGCAGACGAUCGAUGUGUCGGUGCAGUAUACCCGCGAUGGGGAGCAAAAGACGGGAAGUAUUGAUCGUCUCGUUUGA